AUGGGCAUCCGAGGUUUAACGUCGUUUGUAAAGGAUUACGGAAAUCAUUGUCAGCAAAAUUAUGAAUUGCAAAGUACUUGUAUAUUUGGUGGAGAAUACAAUGUAUAUGAGGAGGCUGUAUCCAAAUUCUUUGAUAACUUGCUAGAGUGUGAUGUGACACCGUUAGUAUUACUAGACGGAGCAAACAACAUUUCAAAAACAGGCAUCAUAUUGGACAGACUCAAACAAAAACUUGAAAAUUCGUUAGCUUUGAUUGCAAAUCCAACGGAACGACUGACUCAUCAUACAUUGUCUUUAGCUGCAGCGAUACUCGGAAGUGACGUUACAAUAAAACCAGAGAUGUUAAAAAUUUUUUUCUCUAAAUUCGAAGCAUAUGGACCACAAAAAUAUAAGCAAAUCAUGCAACAAACAUUUACUUGGCUCAGCAAACGUACCUUGGACGAAGCUAUUGCUGAAAUCUUAAGUGGAAUACCUAAAUCAAUGAGACAACGAAUGUUAGAUGCAAUAGAAUUACACAUAAAUUACUAUACCUGUAUAAAUCUACCCGAAGCAGUGCUUGCACCAUUGAUUAUUGCUGAAUGCCCUAAUCAUUACAUAACAUCAGCUUACAAAUUUAAUAAAGAUAUUGAAAGACUGACUCAUCAUACAUUGUCUUUAGCUGCAGCGAUACUCGGAAGUGACGUUACAAUAAAACCAGAGAUGUUAAAAAUUUUUUUCUCUAAAUUCGAAGCAUAUGGACCACAAAAAUAUAAGCAAAUCAUGCAACAAACAUUUACUUGGCUCAGCAAACGUACCUUGGACGAAGCUAUUGCUGAAAUCUUAAGUGGAAUACCUAAAUCAAUGAGACAACGAAUGUUAGAUGCAAUAGAAUUACACAUAAAUUACUAUACCUGUAUAAAUCUACCCGAAGCAGUGCUUGCACCAUUGAUUAUUGCUGAAUGCCCUAAUCAUUACAUAACAUCAGCUUACAAAUUUAAUAAAGAUAUUGAAAGUUUACCGUUCAGAGGAAUGUACCCCGAGGAGGACUUUGAAAUGAUUGACAAAAACAUUAACAAUGAUAUGAUCGUAAUAAGAGAUAUACUUAUAGAACAUACCAAGAUUCAAAAUGGAAAUGAUUUGAUUAUUAACAGGUUACCCAGAUGGUUUGUGGAUGAGAUUGCUAAAGCUGAACUUCCAUCAGUUUUAAUGAACUACAUAGUAAAACACACGAGCAUACUACCAAUACAAAUAGAAAACUUAGAUCGUCCUUCGAGUAGCUUAAUAAGUUUGAAAAUUGUUAGCGUUACAUAUGGACUUACAUCAUCCUUGAUAAAUGACAGGAAAACCUACAUGAAAUAUGUAUUUAGGGACCAAACUUUAAAUUUCGUAUGUAAUGCAUUAGAAGGGACCAAAACGGUACCUUUAUUAACCCUUAGAGACCUUCCAUUAAGUACUCGAAAGGAAAUUUUAGACGAUGCACUCGGCAUCAAGAACAUGAAAUGUAUCGAUGAACUUUUACCAGAAUGGAGAUUGUAUAUUGGUUGUAUUAAGUAUUGGACUGAUGAAGAAAAAGUGUACAAAUCGCAUAUAUGUUACGUGUACUCGAUAAUUAUCUGUAUCUUAUAUAACAUAAUAAUUUCAAAGGUAGGACAAUACAAUUCCAUAAACAGCUUCCAAGAGGCAUAUGGUAGUUUAAUCGAGAUUUCAAAGAAUAGAAGACAGGCAUGCAGAAACAAAUUAAACAUCUCGAAGAAUGUUACGAUUGAUCAGGCUCGUUCAGGUAUUGAUAUGAUGGAUUGUCUUUUAACCGCGUCAUUUUGUAUUACUAAUUCUAAAAUGCAACCAAAUGAAUAUUUUAAUAAAAAGGUUGGUAUGUCUAUUGCACAUGCAUUUUCACAAUUUCAAAUGUGUUUACUUACCGCCAUUGACUUGAAUGCGCUAUUGGGCUGCCCUUAUCAAGAGCCAAUCGUAGCGAAUUUGUUUAACGGUACAUUUUUGUACAAUGUGUGUAGGGAUUUGCAAGCAUCCGAUGACAUAGAUAAGUGUUAA
Molecule: messenger RNA, 2028 nt
Organism: Megalopta genalis
Lineage: Eukaryota; Metazoa; Arthropoda; Insecta; Hymenoptera; Halictidae
Source: RefSeq, a predicted model, not a curated record